This is a messenger RNA of Homarus americanus (American lobster), 999 nucleotides long. RefSeq names its product T-cell activation inhibitor, mitochondrial-like. The transcript is spliced from 5 exons. Gene Ontology annotation, cellular component: mitochondrion. The record is from RefSeq and is a predicted model, not a curated record. Bases 89 to 637 code for a protein of 182 amino acids. Lineage: Eukaryota; Metazoa; Arthropoda; Malacostraca; Decapoda; Nephropidae.
UAAUUUAAAUAAAAUAUUUGAGAAAUUUAAAUUAAAUAUCUGAAAAGAUUAGAGAUGUCACUUUGGAAACAGCGGGCAGCAUACCUUCAUGCUAACUAUAAUGAAGACCAAUUACUGUUUACUUAUACAGGCAUAUCAUAACUUCCAGAGCUCGAGACAACUCCUCUAUGAGGUUAAGAAUUCUUGCUGGAACUUAUCUUCUGCUCAAGUGACAACAGCAUUGCGGCCAUUCUACUUCCUCGUCCACCCAGAUCUCUUUGGUCAACACCCAAGAGCUCAACAUGUUAAUGAUGCUUUCCUUACGUUGCUGAACAGUCACCUUGAUUCUCUCAUCAAUCAUGAGAAACCAAGGCCUCUUAGUCUACAGUUCUAUAUAAAAAAUAAGAAAAUGCAAGGUAGCCUUAACACAGUAGCAUUGAAGUUGAAUAAACCUUCAGCUCGAGACACCGUGCACCGUAUUCUCAAUGAAUUUGACCUUCCCACUAAAUAUGUGGACAAUCUUCCAGAGUCACUGCACGAACCAGAUAGGAAGAUAAAGUGGCAUCAACCAUUUCAUGGUGGCUCAAGCACCUUUAACCCUGAGGACGAGCUGUAUUCAGCCAGACUGAGGGAAAAUCUGAACUCAUGGCUGAUCUAGAACAUGGGGAGGCCGAGAGAAGAUAAGCCGUCAGUGAGCCUAUUCGCCAAGAUAUUGUGAGACUCCGCCACAGUUUGAUGGAGGAGCUGAAUCUGAGUCAGCUCUCUUGGCAGCGAGGUCUUGGCACGACACACUUGCGAGGCUGCCUUCAGGGUCUCAAGGCACUCACCAUGCACCAUCAGGUGAUUAAGGAAAUUUUGUAAGGUCGGGCUGUCCAUUUUGGGAAUGAGACGGGUGUGAGUUUGGAAGGACAUGUCGUUCUUAGUACGGCUCCUCCCCGACUUACGACUGGGUUAGGGACCCAAAUCCAGGUCGUAAGUCGAAAUGGUUGUAAGUCAAAAAUGCUUAAAUAAUACUUAGAA